GCCAGAGGCAUGCGGCUACCCCGCUUCUCCAGCACUGUCGUGCUUUUGCUCCUGAUAGUGCAGACUGGCAUCCUGGUCUUUCUGGUCUCCCGGCAAAUGCCAGCGUCCCCAGCAGGCCGUGGUGAGCAUGUGCACGUGCUGGUGCUGUCCUCAUGGCGCUCGGGCUCAUCUUUCGUGGGCCAGAUCUUCAGCCAACAUCCUGAUGUCUUCUACCUGAUGGAGCCAGCUUGGCACGUGUGGGAUACGUUGUCGCAGGGCAGUGCCCCCAUGCUCCACAUGGCCGUGCGCGACCUGGUCCGUUCUGUGUUCCUAUGUGACAUGGACGUGUUCGAUGCCUACCUGCCCUGGCGCCGCAACAUCUCGGAUCUCUUCCAGUGGGCGGUGAGCCGCGCGUUGUGCUCACCUCCGGUCUGCGACGCCUUCGCUCCCGGCAACAUCAGCAGCGAGGAAGUGUGUAAAGCUCUGUGCGCAACCCGGCCCUUCAGCCUGGCUCAGGAAGCCUGCAGCUCCUACAGUCACGUAGUGCUCAAGGAGGUGCGCUUCUUUAACCUGCAGGUGCUCUACCCACUGCUCAGCGACCCUGCGCUCAAUCUGCGCAUCGUGCACCUAGUGCGCGACCCGCGGGCGGUGCUGCGCUCCCGAGAGCAGACUGCCAAAGCGCUGGCACGGGACAAUGGCAUCGUCCUAGGUACCAACGGCACGUGGGUGGAGGCAGAUCCCCGGCUGCGCGUGGUCAGCGAGGUGUGCCGCAGCCAUGUGCGCAUCGCAGAGGCAGCGUUGCACAAGCCGCCGCCCUUCUUGCAAGAUCGCUACCGCCUGGUGCGCUACGAAGACCUGGCCAGGGACCCACUCACUGUAAUUCGUGAACUCUAUGCCUUCACCGGCCUGGGUCUCACGCCGCAGCUCCAAACUUGGAUCCACAACAUCACCCAUGGCUCAGGGCCAGGCGCGCGCCGUGAAGCCUUCAAGACCACAUCCAGGGAUGCACUCAGUGUAUCCCAGGCCUGGCGCCACUCGCUGCCUUUUGCCAAGAUUCGCCGGGUCCAGGAACUGUGCGCGGGUGCUUUGCAGCUGCUGGGUUACCGGCCUGUGCACUCGGAGCUUGAGCAACGGGACCUCUCUCUGGACCUCCUGCUGCCAAGAGGCAUGGACAGUUUCAAGUGGGCGUCGUCCACGGAUAAGUAACAGGAAUCUUGGAAUUUUAGUGAAGAGA
This is a messenger RNA of Apodemus sylvaticus (European woodmouse), 1213 nucleotides long. It is a transcript of the gene Chst6, whose product is annotated as carbohydrate sulfotransferase 6. Lineage: Eukaryota; Metazoa; Chordata; Mammalia; Rodentia; Muridae. Bases 10 to 1185 code for a protein of 391 amino acids. Gene Ontology annotation, biological process: keratan sulfate proteoglycan biosynthetic process; N-acetylglucosamine metabolic process; carbohydrate metabolic process. Gene Ontology annotation, cellular component: Golgi membrane. Gene Ontology annotation, molecular function: N-acetylglucosamine 6-O-sulfotransferase activity. The record is from RefSeq and is a predicted model, not a curated record. The transcript has a single exon.